UAGACCAAGUGGGUGGUAAUUCGAUAUCAUCGAAAACAUUUCAUUUUAUUUUAUUUUAUUUUAUUUCAUCUCUCUCUCUUCUGCAAAAUUCGAAGGAUGACUUGUGUUUCGGGUCCAUUGAUUUCAGCAAGAAACCCUCAGACCCAGUUAUUCUCAGGUUCGUCUUUGAUGCAAGUGGACCAAUGUCUUAGCUCGAAGAACUUGUUGAUGAGCACUACUUACCAGGGAAAAGUGAAAGCACUGAAGUACAAAAGGCCAUUUACAGUGCAAGCAAGUGCGGAUGGUGGAAGACCAAGUAGUGCAAGUAUCUUUGUCGGUGGCUUUGUCUUGGGUGGAAUUGUUGUUGGAGCACUAGGCUGUAUAUAUGCACCCCAGAUCAGCAAGGCACUGGCAGGAGCAGACAGGAAAGAUUUGAUGAGAAAGCUGCCAAAAUUCAUAUAUGAUGAAGAGAAAGCCUUGGAGAGGACACGCAAAAUCCUGACUGAGAAGAUCGCGCAGCUGAACUCUGCCAUAGAUGACGUCUCUUCGCAGCUCCGUGCUGAUGAUACCCCAAAUGGAACUGCUGUAAGCCCGGAUGAACUUGAGGCUUCCAUAUGACAAACUGUUCAAAAGGUAUCCUGAAGUUGUUUAUAGAUGAGAAAUGUUUGAAACAAAUCCUUUAAAUUUUCACCAGUAAACUGAGGGCUCAAGGUGGGGCCCUUAUGUAAGACCAAGUUUCUGGGAUGAUCACAACUGGAUGCCUCUUAUACCAAACUUUACUCUCAUAAAGGUUUACUACGCACACAAUGAUGCCCGCUUAUCUCUUCAUCAA
Camellia sinensis is the source of this 811-nucleotide messenger RNA. RefSeq lists its product as uncharacterized. Gene Ontology annotation, cellular component: chloroplast inner membrane; chloroplast thylakoid membrane. The record is from RefSeq and is a predicted model, not a curated record. Lineage: Eukaryota; Viridiplantae; Streptophyta; Magnoliopsida; Ericales; Theaceae.